This is a messenger RNA of Cuscuta campestris, 1229 nucleotides long. Lineage: Eukaryota; Viridiplantae; Streptophyta; Magnoliopsida; Solanales; Convolvulaceae. The record is from the annotation of a GenBank genome assembly.
CUGGUUUCUAUUACACUCAUCCCUUGCAAGACAGUUCAAUAAUUGGCAUGCGAUUAAGUUUCUAUUACAGUCAUUUACCAACCGGGGCUUUGUAUUAUUAUGGUAAUCUUCAGGAAACCUUGUUCCGGAUAUAAACUGAAGGAGAUGAAUGGCAGCAACAUUUUUCUUGCUGACAGCGAGAAUGGCGACAUGGAUUCUGGAGCUGUAAAUGGCAAUGUAAACAACAGAACUUCUGUCCGUAUUGUUCAGCAAACUGCAAAUGGAAUCAGCCAGAUUUCAUUCAGCACUGAAGAAAGAAUUUCGCCGAAAAAGCCAACUACUAUACCGGAGGUGGCAAAACAACGUGAAUUGAGUGGAACUCUUGAGAGUGAAUCUGAUCUGAAAGCCACAAAGCACCUGUCUGAUGCAAAGUGCAAGGAGCUUAGUGGGCAUGACAUAUUCGCUCCACCUUCCGAAGCACCACCACUGUCGUUGACCGCUGCCCGCUCCAUUGAAUCAAAAGAAAGCAAAUUCAUGGGAGAGCCCACCCCGCGUAAUGUCCGCACUUCGGUCAAAGUUUCAAAUCCUGCUGGGGGCCAAAGCAAUAUCAUGUUUGGGGACGAACCGGUGGUGGAAGCAACAAAGAAAAUUCAUAACCAGAAGUUUGCAGAGCUGACAGGGAACGGCAUCUUCAAGGGAGAUGUUCCCCCGGGGUCUGCCGAGAAGCAUCUUAGCAGAGCAAAGCUGAAGGAGAUGAGUGGCAGUGACAUAUUUGCCGACGGGAAGGUUCAAUCCCGCGAUUACUUUGCUGGGGUCCGCAAGCCGCCAGGCGGUGAGAGUAGCAUUGCACUUGUUUAACCUCCAAUCAAUGGUCUCAUCAUCAAGCUGGUUUAUUAAGGUUUUAUGUCAAGUUAUUUUGAUUUAUGUUCACACUACCACCCUUCCUGAUGGGUUCAUGUUAAUUAGGGAUGCGUGAGCCGUGGUGUGAUGACAAUCCCAAGGAUUUGAGUAGUGUUGGUAUUUUGGGAGUGUUGGUUAAACUAGUUUAGGUUCCAUUGGCCCCUGUUUGUUUGCGUUUGUGUGUGUUUACUCUAAUAUGUUAGUGUCACCUAUGCUUGAUUGAACAUAACGAUCACAUUGUGAAGAAUGCGGUGGGCAAAGGUUCUUUUGACCAAGCCAAAAAUGACUAGAGAAUGAUCCGGACAUUUUGGGCCACUAUGGUGUUACGUUAGUAAAAUUAGUGGUUUCUA